This is a messenger RNA of Fibroporia radiculosa, 234 nucleotides long. RefSeq lists its product as uncharacterized. The record is from RefSeq and is a predicted model, not a curated record. The transcript is spliced from 4 exons. Bases 1 to 234 code for a protein of 77 amino acids. NCBI's taxonomy places the organism in Eukaryota, Fungi, Basidiomycota, Agaricomycetes, Polyporales, Fibroporiaceae.
AUGUCGGCCAUGCCAUCGAGCCCUAUCGUGCUACCGCUCUCAAUCUCUGCUUCCAAUGAGGCUAUAGACUUGAACGAUGAAUUCAAGAGCAGCCCCACUACGCCGGAAGGCGAGGAGUUGCGGAUACCGACGCCCAGCACACCCGUGGAUGAUGACGACGAUGUCGAAUUCAUCCCAAGGGGUCGGCCAAUCAAACCUACAGCCAUCGUCCGUCCGAAGCCCAAACCGAACUGA